UUGCCUUUGCAGCUGUCCACGGCAGGGUUGGACUUGUUGAAAUUCAGCGUCCCAGGGAAGCCGGGAGGGCCUGGGCCGAGGCACCGAGUACUAGGCGAUAUUUGGCCGUGCAGACCCCGCCAGCCAUUGUCAUGGGGAGACAGGAGAGGCUCAUGGGCUAGGGGGUCCCUGCCUGGGGGCCCUGCCGGGAAACUCGGGCUGCUGCAGCCCCCAGAUGGAGUCAAGUCCAGGCCCUCCCAUGCUCUCCUACAGGUGGGCCUGGCACUGCCAGCUCUGGGCUCUCCCCUGCCUGAGGAGUCCAAGCUCAGCAGUUAGUUCUGGUGCAGCUGCCCUGGUGUGGGGCGGGGGGCACGUGGCUCGUGGCUGACCAGGGAAGGGCUGUGGCAGUCAGUGGGUGCGGGCCUGGCUGCCUGGCCCAGAGAGGGGAUCCUGCAGAAAGGCAGGGCUGGCAGCCAAGUGGCACAGCUGGACACACCUGAGGCUGUUUACCUGGAAAGUGAGCAAGGCUGGAUGGCGUCAGCCCCACUCCCCGGCUGAUUCCGAGGGCUGGCCUGUGCGGCAGGGGAGGGCCAGUAUAAAGGUCCCAGCGCUGCUGAAGCACGGCACUUGCAAGAGGAUAAUUGCACAGUGCCCUACCUGUUCCUCGGUGCCAGCGGUGUGAGGCACAAUGAAUUGGGCAGGCCUCUACACAGUGGUGAGCGGUGUGAACCGCCAUUCCACUGCCAUCGGGCGCAUCUGGCUUUCUGUCAUCUUCAUCUUCAGGAUCAUGGUGCUGGUGGUAGCAGCUGAAAGUGUCUGGGGGGAUGAGAAAUCUGCCUUCACUUGCAACACACAGCAGCCAGGUUGCAACAGUGUCUGCUACGACCACUUCUUCCCCAUCUCCCACGUGCGCCUGUGGGCCCUGCAGCUGAUCCUGGUCACCACACCCGCCCUGCUAGUGGCCAUGCACGUGGCCUACCAGCAGCACCAGGAGAAGAAGCUGCUGGUGCUGACGGGGCACGGCGACACCAAGCACCUGGAGGAGGUGAAGAAGCACAAGAUGCGCAUCUCGGGUUCCCUGUGGUGGACGUACAUCUGCAGCGUGAUAUUCCGACUCCUCUUCGAGGCCGUCUUCAUGUACAUCUUCUACAUGAUCUACCCUGGUUACCAGAUGAUCCGGCUGGUCAAGUGCGAGGCCUACCCAUGCCCCAACACCGUCGACUGCUUCAUCUCCCGGCCCACCGAGAAGACCAUCUUCACUGUCUUCAUGCUGGCCACCUCGGGCAUCUGCAUCAUCCUCAACAUGGCCGAGCUGGUGUACCUGGUGGUGCGGGCCUGUGCCCGCCGGGCCCAGCGGGACUCCAACCCCACAUCGGGGAAGAGCUCCUUGUACGGCCACAAGCUCUCCACCGAGUACAAGCAGAACGAGAUCAACCAGCUGCUGACGGAGCAGGACGGCUCCCUCAAGGACAUGCUGCGCCGCAACCCGGGGCUGCAGGAGAAGAGCGAUCGCUGCUCCGCCUGCUAGAGGCACCAGCCCCAUUGGGUGGGGGCCCUGCCAUGGCACAAGGCCCUUACCCCUCAGCCCUCCACCGGGAGCCAUGGGGGACAGGCUCUGCAGGGAGACGAAGAGUAUUGAACGGAGCCUGUUGGUACACUCAUGACUGCCUGAGCUCCGGCCCUGGGACACUGCCAGCUUGUGCACAGGUGUCGUGCCAAGGCCUUCACCCCUCACUGCCAUGGGCCCAUGGCCACGCACAAGCCCAGUCAUCACACCCUGAAACCCGUCAGAAAGGCUGGGGCGGCUGCAGAGCGCUCGGAAUUUGCCUUAAUUCAUUGUGUGAUGUCCCCCAAGCCCCACCGGUGCCCCCAACAGAGGCCCUGUCUCCUGCAGGGAAAGGAGCCAUCCUCAUUGCGGGGCCCAGCCCCCGUGCCUGCUGAGACAGAGGACACCAGGUGGGGCCUGGCAAGUGGAGUGUCGGAAAUGUCGGCCAUUAAAGCUGUGUUUUCAGGA
Molecule: messenger RNA, 1993 nt
Organism: Chrysemys picta bellii (western painted turtle)
Lineage: Eukaryota; Metazoa; Chordata; Testudines; Emydidae
Gene: GJB1
Product: gap junction protein beta 1
Biological process (GO): cell-cell signaling
Cellular component (GO): connexin complex
Molecular function (GO): gap junction channel activity
Source: RefSeq, a predicted model, not a curated record